CAGUACAAUGAUGGAUAGUCGUGGUAUUCCUAUUGUUACAACGCAAAAGUGCCCAACCACACCAAGGCGCUCACAUGUUUACACUGGCAAUAAUACCCCACGACGCAAUGAUAUUCCUUCUUCUCCCUUUGUUGUGCCUAACUUGAGAAACGAACAGUCUUUGUUGGAAGCAUAUGACUCGUUUACUGAGGCAUGUUUUCAAAGUCACUUUAACCACUCACUAGCAAGUGAAUGCUAUACUAUGCGAGACUUGUUCAAAGCAGACUUGUUUCCUAGCUUAGGCGACUUACACUAUCCUUCUACUCGAAAACGCUCACUUACAGCUGACACAGAUGAUUUGCCUAAUUUGGAAGUCUCAAAGAAAUCAAAGAAUCAGACAGUAGAAGACGAUGAUGAAGAAGAAGAAGAAGACGAACUAGACAUGUACGAUAGACGAACAAUGCCUGAUCUGGUUCAGCCGCCUAUCAAGAACAACGGUUCGCAUAAUUCGCCAAUACAAGAAAGGAAAGAAAACUCCAGCUUGCCAGAACAAAAGAUUCAGUCGGAUCAACAACAUACCACACAAGAUACCGAACCUAUAAACGACCAAGCAGAUGUUACAUCUACAAAAGAAGAUAUACAUGUCGUAGAAUGCAAUGAUUUAAUCAAUACUCGAUCGGCAUUGGAUCUGAGCGAAUUUCAAGUCUCCUCUUUAAGCGAAUACCAAAGUAUUCUUUCAAAUGAAUCAUUUAAAGAAGUACCUGCUAUUGAAGAGCAAUCUAUUCGACAAGAAGAAAAAGAAGCACCAGAUAUUGAAGAAUUAGUUAACGAACAAAAAGAAGAACAGGCGCCUAUCAUCGAAAAACCAACCAUUGAACUACAACAAGAAGAACAGGUGCCUGUUAUUGAAGUACCAGUUAUUCAACACAAAGAAAAUCAAGCGCCUGUUGUUGAAGAAGCCGCAUCUUCCGCUCAAGACAUUGAUACGAACAAGAAUACCCCACCCAUUCAAGAGCCUAUCAAUACUCGCUCUAAGACACGAAGUGCUACAGCUCAAACGAUAACGCCUUCACCAACGCCUUCACCACAGAGGUUGACCCGAAGCCAAAAGAAACUGCUUUUAGAACAAGGUGCCGAAGAUACAUUAUUCACGAUACCUGAAUUACCUCCGUCUGUUCGAAGAAGUUCGAGAAUCAAAGAGAAUUUGGCACCAAAAUCUGUGUCCAAAGUCACAAAGAAAUCAGUUCAAAAGAAACCCACGAAUAAAAAACCUGUCAAAGAAGAAGAAGAAGCACCAGUGGCCGAACCGACGAAAAAGAAAGAAUCAGAGGAAGAAUAUAAAAGAAAACUGCAAAGGAAAGCUGAAAGCGAUGCAGAAAUUGAAAAAAUCAACGCAUCUUUUCCUUCUUUACCUCGUUAUUACCAACUACUUUAUCGAGCAGGCUCAGGUACGUUUAGUCGAGUCUACAAGGCAAAAGACUUGUUGGUGGAUCAAUACAUGCCUCUUGAACAAAAAGAGAGACUGGUGGAUGCAAUGGGUCAUUUAGCCAAUAUAAAUCAUGUUGCGAUCAAGUUGAUUUUGGACAUUAGUACACCUAUGCGUGUAGCCAAUGAGAUUGAAUGCUUGGUUGCAUUAAGAUCUUCUCCUGGUAUCACGCCUUUGAUCACAGCCUUUAGGAAUGAAGCCAUCACCUAUGUUGUUCUUCCUUAUAUCGAAUUUGAUCAUUUCGAGGAUCUCUAUGCUACCAUGUCUUUAGAAGACACUCGAUCUUAUAUCUCUGAAUUACUUAUUGGCUUACAAAGUGCACAUGAAAAAGGAAUUGUUCAUCGAGAUGUGAAACCUGGCAAUUUCCUUUACAGUAGAAAAACAAAGCAUGGCUAUUUAGCUGAUUUCGGUUUAGCAAAAAAGACGUUUACAGCACAACCAUCUAAACGUGAUUCAAACAAGACUUAUCCUAGCAUGCACCCUAACAGACAAAUAGGCUAUUAUAUAGACGAUACAAGACCUUCUUUACAAGGCGAUCGUUCAGGAACAAGAGGAUUUCGCGCACCUGAAUUAAUGAUGCGAUACCGAUACCAAACAACAGCCGUUGAUAUGUGGGCAGUGGGUGUUAUUUUGUUGAUUAUCCUUAGUGGCCAAUACCCCUUUUUUGAGCCAGAAGAUGAUGCUGAUGGUAUCAUGGAGCUAGCUCAUAUAUUUGGCAUGAAGAAACUAAAAGAGUUCGUUGAAUAUUAUGGCCGAGUUAUUCAUACCAACAUACCUACUAUUCCUGAAGACCCAGUGGACCUUGGUGCCAUUUGUCAUGAAAUUAAUGAGAAGCGAGUGAAAUCUUGGGACCCAGAAGAAUAUCGACUUGCGGUUGACUUAAUGAACCAUUGUCUUCAACUCAUUCAUACCAAUCGAUUAACUGCUACAGAAGCUUUAAAUCAUCCAUUUAUCAAACGAAAUCAAGUGUAAAAAUAUGUAAAUAAUUAUGUACAGAUCAAAAAAAU
Molecule: messenger RNA, 2472 nt
Organism: Gilbertella persicaria
Lineage: Eukaryota; Fungi; Mucoromycota; Mucoromycetes; Mucorales; Choanephoraceae
Product: kinase-like domain-containing protein
Exons: 4
Coding region: 8-2437 (809 amino acids)
Biological process (GO): mitotic DNA damage checkpoint signaling; protein phosphorylation
Cellular component (GO): nucleus
Molecular function (GO): ATP binding; protein serine/threonine kinase activity
Source: RefSeq, a predicted model, not a curated record